AUGGGAUCGGGAGAGAGUAAGGGACACUCAAAACGAAAAACUACAACUUCCUCAGGAUUUUUGGGAAGGGGAAGACAAGUUCAGGUAAGAGCAGUCGGCCAGUUUAUAGAUCUAACACAGAGGAUCCAUAUUGUCAGGGGCACCCACGUCAAUUUUUGGAAAAUAUCUGUUCGGAAGACGAUUUGAGAUCUAGAAUUUUCGGAACAUUUGUUGUAAAAUUUCUUGCUUGCCUACCCCUCCUAGGACUUUCAAACAUCAAAAAAAUGGUAUAAUUGCCCAUUUUAAACGGAUUUUUUUUACCCUAAAAAGGUCACCUAGAAUUUACGGGAGCCCUUUUUUCUGGCUGAAAUUUUCGAAAAGGUAAGUUUUGAUCCCUAUAAUUUUCGGAUCACUAGACUUUCAGCUAGGAAAUCCGAACAGAUGAAAAAUUUUAGGGUAUAAAAAUAUGCCUAUAUCUACCGUUUUUACUAAAAUACGCUUAACGAUGCUAUGUUUAAAUGGUUUUAAACUAUAUUCUCGUUGGGUGCUCCUGAUAUUGUUUUCACCCUAUGAACUGAAAACACAACUACUUGAUGCCAAGUCGGCCAUCAAAAAGAACUAGUACUAAUUUGAAUAACGUCUAGUCACUUCUUCAGUCUGAACGCUCUUAUCUUCUGCUUCGCAAGCAUUUUGGUAUUAGGAAAUAGACAACCAAGCCAACUCAUUCAUCCCUGAUGCUAGAGACGAUGGCGCCAACAUGAGAAAUUGUGCCUUCAUUCUUAGACGACCCGGAAGGGAGUUUGUGAUCAUUUCUGGAAACGGAGAUUGGGAGUAUGAUUUCUGUGAAGACGCCGAUCGCGAGAUUUAUGGCCGCUGUGUACGCAAGCCCUUUCUGCGCUAUGCUUGGGAUGGAGCCAAGUCAGCCGUUGUUCGCAUAUUCUCCUUUGUUGCUUCAACUGCAGCAGGAUUUUUGACGGGAGGUCGCUAUGGCGGUUCGAGAGCUUUGACAAAUUAUUCAUAUUAUUAAUAACUUCCUUGUUUACUUGCGUGUAAAUACAAAGAACAAGUUACAUCAUUUUAGUCUUCUCGAGUUGAGUUAGCUUAGUUUGCUAUUUAGCUGUGCAGUUUACACAACUGUAGCUCCCAUAGAAGGGGCUCAACCUCUUAGUAAUUCUUUGUACAAGAGGUCAGUGAGUGUAACUCCCUCGCUUUCUUUAAUGUUUCAGUCCAACGCUGUAUUUUUCGUAAUUCGUUUUAUUUUAAAUAAGCUUUUGCUUUGUUCUUAG
Molecule: messenger RNA, 1265 nt
Organism: Porites lobata
Lineage: Eukaryota; Metazoa; Cnidaria; Anthozoa; Scleractinia; Poritidae
Source: the annotation of a GenBank genome assembly